Molecule: messenger RNA, 468 nt
Organism: Pongo pygmaeus (Bornean orangutan)
Lineage: Eukaryota; Metazoa; Chordata; Mammalia; Primates; Hominidae
Product: small nuclear ribonucleoprotein E-like
Exons: 1
Coding region: 34-312 (92 amino acids)
Biological process (GO): mRNA splicing, via spliceosome
Cellular component (GO): spliceosomal complex
Molecular function (GO): RNA binding
Source: RefSeq, a predicted model, not a curated record
AGCGUGCUGGUGUGCUCUUUGUGAAAUUCCACCAUGGCGUACCGUGGCCAGGGCCAGAAAGUGCAGAAGGUUAUGGUGCAGCCCAUCAACCUCAUCUUCAGAUACUUACAAAAUAGAUCGCGGAUUCAGGUGUGGCUCUAUGAGCAAGUGAAUAUGCGGAUAGAAGGCUGUAUCGUUGGUUUUGAUGAGUAUAUGAACCUUGUAUUAGAUGAUGCAGAAGAGGUUCAUUCUAAAACAAAGUCAAGAAAACAACUGGGUCGGAUCAUGCUAAAAGGAGAUAAUAUUACUCUGCUACGAAGUUUCUCCAACUAGAAAUGACCAAUGAAGUGAGAAAUUGUUGAGAAGGAUACAGUUUGUUUUCAGAUGUCCUUUGUCCAAUAUGAACAUUUAUUCAUAUUGUUUUGAUUACCUUUAUGUUAUUACAAGAUGGCAAUAAAUACUGUGGGAUUGUUUGUAUUAAAAAAUUUA